Dermacentor albipictus is the source of this 2379-nucleotide messenger RNA. Its product is annotated as solute carrier family 22 member 7-like. Gene Ontology annotation, biological process: transmembrane transport. The record is from RefSeq and is a predicted model, not a curated record. Gene Ontology annotation, cellular component: membrane. Lineage: Eukaryota; Metazoa; Arthropoda; Arachnida; Ixodida; Ixodidae. Gene Ontology annotation, molecular function: transmembrane transporter activity.
AGCGUCCUUUCGGAUCGCCUCGUCCGAUCGCUCCUCCCGUCUCGCAAGAAAGCGUUCUGAAGAAACCAGCGCGGAAGGCGGCCACCGACAGCAUCUGAACGCACGAGUGGACGACGUGCCUCGGAGCAAAACAACUGGUCGUACCGACGGUGGCUGCCGGACUUUUGGUCGGGAGGAGGCGCCUGACCCACUCGUCCAACAAGCGCCAGGAGACUCGGCUGUCGCCUCAGACCGGCGAUGAACGUGCCCGAGGGCACCCCGAUGGACACGAGCGUGUCGGCCGUGGAGCAAGCCCGCUGCCUCCCGCCUGGCAGGCUGCGCCAGGAGUACCUGGACCUCCUUGAGCUGCUCGGCCACGGCCGCUUCCAGCUCAGGGUCCUCUUCUGCGCCCACCUGUCCCUCGUCAUGUUGCUGUUCCACAACUGGUCUGCGCACGUGCUGACGCAACCCGUGGACCACUGGUGCAAGCCGCCCGCGCUGUUCGCCCACCUGACGCGCGACCAGUGGCUCAACGUAAGCGUACCAAUUGUGGAGGACUCGCACGGCAACCGGCACCACAGCCAGUGCGCCAUGUACGAUCUCAGCACCAUCGUGUUCAACGGUUCCCGCUUGGAGGUGCCCUGCGACGCGUGGGACUACGACCUGCCGCCCGACACCAACACGAUGGUGUCCAAGUGGGACCUGGUGUGCGAGCGCGCGUCGUACGUGCCGAUGGCGCACGCGUACUACACGGUGGGCGGCGUGCUGGGCGCCCCGCUGCUGGGGCAGCUGGCCGACCGCGCCGGCCGCCGGCCCGUGGUGUUCGGCGGGCUGCUGCUCUCCAUGCUGUCGGUGUUCGUGGCGACGGCCGCCGACUCGUUCACCCCGUUCGUGGCCGCCCACGCGAUCGUCGCCCUGUCCGCGACCGCCGUCCACGUGCUCACCUCCGUCCUGCUCUUCGAGAGCUCGUCCUCGGCCUACCGGACGCUCUACAUCGCGGCCGCGGAGACGGGCGCCCCGCUGAUGCACGCCGCCUCGCUGUGCCCGUGGCUGCAGGGCAUGGACCUGCGCUUGGCGCGGAUCACGCUCGUCCUGAGCAUGAUCCUGCUGUCGCUCGCCUUCCACGCGGUGGCCGAGUCCCCCCGCUGGCUGCUCGCCGUGGGCCGCUACGACGCCCUGACCGCGGUGCUGGCACGGCUCGCCCAGGCUAACGGCGUCCAGCUCGGCGACGUCUGGCGCCUGGUACACUACGCCGAGGUCGUCAAGCCCCUGCAGGCGGGCAGGCCAUUUCGGCUCUCCGACGUGCUGCUGCUUCCGGAGCUGCGCUCCCGCACGGUGGCGCUGUCGGUGGUGUGGUUCUGGUGCUCCUUCACCGUCAACUCGAUUGCCCUGGUGCGACCUAGAUCGACGACGGGCAUGCUGAACCUGGCGCUCGCGCUCCUGAUGCUGGUGCCCGUGUACGCCACGGGCUACCCGCUGGUCACCAGGUGGCCCCGCUGCACGAGCCUCCACGUGGCUCUGAUGGUGGCGUCCGUGGUUGCGGCCACAGCGGGAGCCGCCGCCUACUACGAGAACACGCUCAUCGUCGAAUACCUGGUGGACCUGCUGUUAGCUGUGACCCAGCUGUGCUUGCUGGUGGCCAAGCUGCAGACGUACGAGUGCUUCCCAAGCGCCGUCAGGGCCACUGCUGUGCACACGGCGGCCGCAACGGGAUGCCUCGGACAGGGCGCCGCCCAGUUCCUGGUGGACGCCGCGCAAGCCGCUCACGUCACCUCGGCCCUCGUGGCUGUCGCAGUGGGCCUCCUGGUCUGCGGGCUGGCCAUCCACUGGCUACCCGAGACCAAGGACGUCGAGCUGCCCGAAGUGCAGAGGGAAGUCCUCGCGCAGGGAAUGCAGCAGCAGGCUUCGUCGCCGUCCAAAGAACCAAUGCUCCCGGCGGUGAGCGUCGACAGUAUGCCGCCGGCCACGCGCCAGCGGGCCCCCUCCACAGCCGACAACGCCGCCGCAAAGAACUGAAGCGCGCGGAAACGUCUGCCGCGAGGCAGGUCGCUCUACCUUAGGUCCCGGCAAUGUCACGUCGGAGAAUACGGACUCAGCUAGGUGGCAUUUGAGCAGGACCCAAAGGCACCAUCGCGACCUCCUGUGCGUGUACUCCACGCUGGUGGUGUUUUAUUUUAUGUUUUGAUGUGUUCUUUUCCUUCUGAAAUUUGAGGACCCGAUGGCGCUUCAUCUGUCGAAGUUCGUGUAAAACGUACGCACGUGAAUUACGACACCGGUGCUUUCUAGCGUUAGCCAGCACGCAGUGAGCGUUUACUUGUGGUUGCUGGGAAAAAAAGCACUUACUACCGUGUUCUUAUUUGUAACUGUAUUUGUCAAAUAUUGUUCAUUCUGCCAUAGAAA